GAUGGACUUGAAAAGCAGAAGAAGAUCGUUUAGCGAGCUGUUCCAGUGUGUUUUCCCAGAUGCUGGAGUUGUAGACUGAUUUGAUCACUGCAUCCAGGCAGUAAUGUCUGGCUAUUUGCGUUCAAGGCUCCUCCGUUAUGCUGGUGGAAGACAUCUGACUAGUUUCUUUGCACCCAGCCAGCAUGUUUUACCUGAUACACUGUGUAGAACCUGCCCUCAAGCACAGAGCUUCUCCUCCCGUGGUGGACGAUCGGAUGGAAGCUCAGGACAGGAAGAAGACAACACGCUGCAUGCUCCAAGACGUGAAAUGGACUUCCAGCUGAGCCGGCUGCAGAUCAAUGCAGUUCUGCGUUCUAAUGAGCAAUCCGUUCGUAUUCCAGAGUUUGAUGGCCGUGGUGGUUCCAGUCCAGUGCUCAGGUUUGAAAGCAACCAGCUUUCAGCCAACACUCCGCUAGAAGACAGACGCAGCAGCGCCAGCUGCCUCCAGACUCGUGGCAUGCUUUUUGGCGUGUUCGAUGGACACGGCGGACAUGCGUGCGCUCAAGCAGUCAGCGAGCGUCUGCCUUAUUACAUAGCUGUUUCGAUGAUGUCGGAGUCUGUCCUGGAGGAUCUAGAGGCCGCCAUGGAGACCUUACGCCCAGUGCCGCCCAUUCUGCAGUGGUUCAAACACCAUAACGACUACAACUACAGGGAAUCAGCAGCCCUGUACGUCGAUCAUUUGCGUGUUUACUGGCAGGAGCUUUUGGCGAGCGAAGAACACGGUGAUGGCAUGCGUCCCGCAGAUGCUCUCAGCUAUGCGUUCCAGCGACUGGACACGGAUCUUUCUCUUGAGGCACAGGUGCCGCUCGCAAAUGACCUGAUGCGGAGCACUGCCAUCCAGGCCGCCUUCGCUGGCUGCACAGCUUGUGUCGCUUACGUUGGACCGGAAGGAGUGCAUGUUGCAAAUGCAGGAGACUGUCGGGCAGUUUUGGGUGUCCAGGAGCAUGAUGGGAGCUGGAGUGCUUUGCCUCUCACACAAGACCACAACGCUGCCAAUGCAGAUGAGGUGGAGCGGGUAUGGCGACAGCACCCGGCUAGUGAGCGACAAACCAUAAUCGUAGAUGACAGGCUGCUCGGGGUCCUGAUGCCGUUGCGAGCGUUCGGAGACGUUCGAUUCAAAUGGAGUCGUGAGCUCCAGCAGAGUGUUAUAGAGAACGGAGACUCUGAUUUAGAAGCACUAAAUCUUUAUCAGUACGCACCACCUAAUUAUCUCACCCCACCUUACUUAGAGGCCACGCCAGAAGUCACCUACCACCGGCUUCGUCCGCAGGACCGGUUUUUGAUUUUGGCCUCUGAUGGGCUCUGGGACGAGAUGACCAAUGAUGAAGCGGUGAGGCUUGUGGCAGAACAACUGACUGGUAUUCACCUGCAAGCUCCGGUCUCAGCCAGCCAGCUCAACUUGGGACAAAUGCACCAGCUGCUGCUGCGACGGAGGGCCAGAGCAACACCCGCUUUGGAUUUGAAUGGAGCAACGCAUUUGAUUCGCCAUGCACUAGGCACAAAUGAAUAUGGAGAAAUGGACCAGGAGAGACUGGCAACCCUGCUGGCUCUGCCUAGCGAUUUAGCACGCAUGUACCGAGACGACAUCACUGUCACCGUGAUUUAUUUUAACCCAAACUUUAGCAAAGCUGCGAACUAAUAAAGAAGAGCACUUAAAUUUUUGGUAUAUAAAAUUAUAUUUGAAGGAUUGUUUUCAGCUGUGAAUUUUUCAAUGCUUUUUUAAAUGUCUACUUAUAGUGUUGUGUCCUACAGCUGACUUCUCUAUUUGAGUUUGCAACAGUUGGUUGCAUUUCAUUUUGGAAAAUAUAAAUGCAAACAAUAGGUAGAAAUCAUAAUGGGUGACUCACUUUUAAAUGACACUUUAUGGCUUACAAAAGUCUUUUUCUGUUCAUGUAGCUUCUUUAGCAGCAGAUACAGCUAACAUGCAAAUCAAAAAGCAUCUCUUUAAUUAAGGCCAGUUAUUUUUUUCAGCCUCUUGCAAAUACCUUGCACCUUUUAUGUCUCUUUUGGGUGUAAUUGCUCUUGUGUUUAGGUCGUUUUGUUGAAAGAGUUAUUGUCUACAUGUCUUUCAUAGUUAUAUUGGGUUUGUCUAGGAACUAUAGUCAUUUAAGUGUGUUUUUAGAACACUAGGAUUAGAAUAAUAAUCCAGAUUCUACUUCCAAGUUAUUCUAUAGAUAUUCCAUAAGACAUUAUUUUUACUUUCAUUAAACGUAAGUUGUUAUGCAGCCUGAAGUGUUCAGCACACUUUGUUCUUUCUGUUGUAUGUUAUUUGUUUCUGUGAAGACAUUUUGACUUUGCACUUUGUAGACUGCAGGUGUGUCAAAGUACUACAGUGAGUCACAACAAAAGUCUUAUCAAUGGUUAAGCUGAUAUUAUUUGCAGUGCAAAGUAUGAAGGUCAUAGGGACUAGUUUUAUGAAAGGCUAUAUUACACGUUACAUUUUACCUUAACGUUACAUCAAAUCACAAGUACAUUUCAAAAUUAUUUUACUGUUAUAUGUGGAUUUAUGAAGAAAACUUAGUGCACCGUGUUUCCUAUUCGUGAAUGAUUUUUUUGCUUUUUACAUUUGUUAUUUGCAUCUAUGUUACUGUUUGUUCUGGUCUAAUGUGAGUGACAAACCUCAGAAACUUUUUUUUCUUGGAAAUUUGGGAACAAGAUAAUAUAUUUUCAAUGUAGAAUUUUUCGUAUUUUUAUGAUGUCCAUUAUAAUCUGACCUUUUGGUUAUUAAAGAUUUUUAAUCCAAAAGACCUUGUUGAUAUUUCAGAAUGGAUAUAACAUUAUGAAAGCAAUGUUAUUAAAUAAAAAACUGAAGGACUGAUUUAAAUUUCA
Puntigrus tetrazona (Sumatra barb) is the source of this 2868-nucleotide messenger RNA. RefSeq names its product putative pyruvate dehydrogenase phosphatase isoenzyme 2 (gene pdp2). The record is from RefSeq and is a predicted model, not a curated record. The coding region runs from base 104 to 1678 and encodes 524 amino acids. Gene Ontology annotation, biological process: protein dephosphorylation. NCBI's taxonomy places the organism in Eukaryota, Metazoa, Chordata, Actinopteri, Cypriniformes, Cyprinidae. The transcript has 2 exons. Gene Ontology annotation, molecular function: cation binding; protein serine/threonine phosphatase activity.